AUGAAAGUAUGGCGAAUUCUAUCUGGUAAAUGCAUGAAGGUUCAGGAUGAACGCAUCAAAAUGGAAACACUGUGCUCAUUUUUACUUGGAAAAGACGGUAAUAGUGGUUAUUAUUUCAUCGGUCUAGUCGAGAACCGUAUUGAUGAGGAAAGGCGGGUGACCAGAAAAUUUUUAAACAAAUAUAUGGAUGAACCUGUUGUUGACGAAAACGGAUUACCAACCACGAAGAGGCUAGUCGCCAGUGGAAAAAAUCACAAGACUUUGUCAGCAAAAUCCAUAGAUUCCGAUAGUGUUGCAAGAUCAGGAUAUGAUCGUAGAAGUAAAGCACACUAUUUACGUUAA
Molecule: messenger RNA, 342 nt
Organism: Adineta steineri
Lineage: Eukaryota; Metazoa; Rotifera; Eurotatoria; Adinetida; Adinetidae
Source: the annotation of a GenBank genome assembly